Lolium rigidum is the source of this 1721-nucleotide messenger RNA. RefSeq names its product glutathione synthetase, chloroplastic-like. The record is from RefSeq and is a predicted model, not a curated record. The transcript is spliced from 13 exons. Gene Ontology annotation, cellular component: cytosol. NCBI's taxonomy places the organism in Eukaryota, Viridiplantae, Streptophyta, Magnoliopsida, Poales, Poaceae. Gene Ontology annotation, biological process: glutathione biosynthetic process. The coding region runs from base 57 to 1490 and encodes 477 amino acids. Gene Ontology annotation, molecular function: glutathione binding; glutathione synthase activity; ATP binding.
AAUCUACCACCUCAAACUACCGAGAAAUUCUGAACGCACCCCCUCCACUACCGGCGAUGAGCACCACCGAGGGAAACCCGUCGCCGGACGCCGCUGCGGUGGAGGAGAUGGCGCGGGUGGCGGCGACGUGGUGCGCGAUGCACGGGCUCGUCGUCGGGGACCGCGCGGACCCGAGAUCAGGGACAGUUCCUGGAGUUGGGCUGGUCCAUGCUCCAAUCUCCCUGCUCCCGUCGCGCCUGCCGGAGUCGUUCUGGGAGCAGGCGUGCGAGCUGGCUCCGAUUUUCAACGAGCUUGUGGAUCGUGUCAGCUUGGAUGGGGAUUUCCUGCAGGAUUCCUUGUCUAAGACAAGGCAGGUUGAUGAUUUCACUUCGAGGCUCUUAGAUAUUCACCGGAAGAUGAUGGAUGCAAACAAGGAGGAGAGCAUUCGACUGGGAUUGCACCGAUCAGAUUAUAUGCUGGAUUCAGAAACCAAUUCUCUUCUUCAAAUAGAGCUCAACACUAUUUCAGUAUCUUUUCCCGGGCUUUGUUCCUUAGUGACUGAGCUUCACAGGACUUUGAUUAAUCAGUAUGGGAAUUUAUUGAGUCUAGACGCCAAAAGGGUUCCUGGAAAUGAGGCAAGCCGUCAAUUUGCUGGAGCAUUGGCCAGAGCAUGCGAUGAGUUUAAUGUUGACAGUGCCGUAGUUAUGAUGAUUGUUCAGUCCGAAGAAAGAAAUAUGUAUGACCAAUACUGGCUCGUCAACUAUUUGAAGGAAUCACAUGGCAUAACAACUAUUAGGAAAACCUUGUCAGAGGUGGAGGCUGAAGGCCAGGUUCUUCCUGAUGGAACUCUUGUGGUAGAUGGCAGGAAGGUCGCUGUGGUGUAUUUUAGAGCUGGUUAUACACCAAAUGAUUAUCCUUCAGAAAGAGAAUGGAGUGCAAGGCUUUUGAUGGAGCAAUCAUCUGCUGUAAAGUGUCCUUCAAUAUCUUACCAUUUAGUAGGGACCAAGAAGAUUCAACAAGAACUAGCAAAACCUAAUGUGCUUGAAAGGUUUCUCGAAAAUAAGGAGGAAAUUGCCAAUCUUCGUCAAUGCUUUGCAGGGCUAUGGAGCUUGGACGAUGAAGAUGUAGUCAAAUCUGCAAUGGAAAACCCUGACUUAUUUGUCUUGAAGCCUCAACGUGAAGGCGGAGGGAACAACAUAUAUGGCCUUGAUGUGCGAGAGGCUCUAAUCAGACUCAAGAAGGAAGGAGGAGAUGCUCUGUCAGCCUACAUACUGAUGCAAAGAAUCUUUCCCAAAGAAUCUCUUGCUAAUCUGGUCCGAGGUGGUGUUUUCCAUGAAGCCCUCACAGUAUCUGAGCUUGGGAUAUAUGGAGCCUACUUGCGGAACAAAGAUAAGGUGAUCAUCAAUGACAAGUGUGGUUACUUGAUGCGAACAAAAGUUUCUUCAUCAGAUGAAGGUGGUGUUGCUGCAGGUUUCGCUGUUCUGGAUAGCUUAUACCUGACCGAAAAGUGAGAAAACCUCAGGAAUACCACCUACAAGUUCCAACCGGUAUUGACCUACCAUGGUUUUAGCACUAUGUUGCAUUGGUUGCAACAGCUGAUAUGUAAAGUAGCUGCACAAUUUGCAGCAAGUGGCCAUCAUCAUACACCACACUAGUGAAGAAUAAUCAUAUUAUGUAUGCACGACUUGUGUCUAUACUAAAUAAUAAUCUUUCUAUAAAAAAACAGAUUAUGGAACUUAUUA